AUGAAAGAUGCAACAUAUGCCUUCCAGCGGGAUGUCUACGCCGACUUGGAGUCCCUUUUCUUGAAGAGGUUCACCAACGAUGUCGGCUACUUGCCGGACGGGACCCCGCUUAACAAAGCGGGCAACGCUAUCAAUCACCCGGAGACGAUUGCCGCGGACAAGCACAUGGCUGGAUCCCCACUUCCCCGCGCUAAGUUUGUGAAUUCCGUUGGAUACCUCCCCGAUGGAACGCCGCUGAAUGCGGCUGGCAAUGCCAUCAACCAUCCUGAGACCAUGCAGCCGGACCCUCAUUCGCCAGGCUCCCCCUUGCCGCCUUCGUCCUACCUCGCGGACAUCGGUUACCUGGCUGACGGCACGCCCCUGGCCACUGCGGGGAACAACUCCGUGAAGGGCGCUCCGGCAACACCACCACCUGCAGCUGCGGCUGCUUUCGUGGGCUCCAGUGUUCCUUCCCCACCGCCCAUGGCCGCGUCCGCUCCGCCACCCACCGCUGCCCCAACCAGCCAGGGAACAGCCAUGUAUGGCCGCAAGUUUGAGUACAGCUUCCAGAAGGAUGCCUACGCGGAGUUGGAGUUCUGCAACGAUGUGGGUUACCUGCCGGAUGGCACUCCGCUGAACCGCGCAGGAAAUGCCAUCAACCACCCGGAGAACAUCGGCCCUGACCGCCAUGCUCCUGGAUCUCCCUUGCCCCGUGCCAACUUCGUAAAUGCGGUUGGCUACCUUCCGGACGGCACGCCGCUGAACCGUGCAGGCAAUGCCAUCAAUCAUCCUGAGAGCAUCCAGCCUGACAUGCACACCCCGGGUGCACCUUUGCCAGCCUCCGUUUAUGCCGCUGAUGUCGGUUACUUGGUGGAUGGAACCCCGUUGGACACUGCCGGCAACAACUCUGUGAAGGGCGCUGCGGCAACACCACCACCUGCAGCUGCGGCUGCUUUCGUGGGCUCCAGUGUCCCCUCUCCUCCACCCAUGGCUGCCUCCGCUCCGCCACCCACCGCUGCCCCAACCAGCCAGGGAACAGCCAUGUAUGGCCGCAAGUUUGAGUACAGCUUCCAGAAGGAUGCCUACGCGGAGUUGGAGUUCUGCAACGAUGUGGGUUACCUGCCGGAUGGCACUCCGCUGAACCGCGCAGGAAAUGCCAUCAACCACCCGGAGAACAUCGGCCCUGACCGCCAUGCUCCUGGAUCUGCAUUGCCCCGUGCCAACUUCGUAAAUGCGGUUGGCUACCUUCCGGACGGCACGCCCCUGAACCGUGCAGGCAAUGCCAUCAAUCAUCCUGAGAGCAUCCAGCCUGACAUGCACACCCCGGGUGCACCUUUGCCAGCCUCCAUUUAUGCCGCUGAUGUCGGGUACCUGGUUGAUGGCACGCCGCUGGAGUAUGCUGGAAACAACUCGGUCGGACUGAGAGAGCUGGCCUCUUGCCGGUCUGGCCGUAAUACCUGGAAAAUUCCCGGAUUGAUCAAGCUUGCUGUGUGA
Molecule: messenger RNA, 1473 nt
Organism: Symbiodinium pilosum
Lineage: Eukaryota; Dinophyceae; Suessiales; Symbiodiniaceae
Source: the annotation of a GenBank genome assembly